AUGGCGCCCGCACCACCCCCACAAACAAGCGUCUCAAGCGUCUCGAGCCUCCUCACCCCCUCAUCCAUCACAACCCACCUCCCCAUCACCGUCGCCAAAGCCCUCGAAACCGGCUCCGCCCCCUCCUCCAAAAUCUUCUCUCUCGAAAUCCUCCCUCCAAAAUCCACUUCCGCCCCCAAGAGCAAUCCCACCUCCACCUUGUCCACCUCCAUCCUAUCCAAAACCAGUUCUACCAUUUCCGGCAGCGCCACCGCAUCAGCGACAUCUGCUGCCGAUCAAGGAGUAUUUACUCGGCCUUCAGGGAGUCUAACUGCGAUCAUCACGAUGGUGAUCGUCGCGGUGUUUGUAGCGUAUUGUGUGAUUAGGUGUUGUGUAUGUAAGAGUAUGCGGAAGCGGAAGGAGAGGAAGGAGUUGGAGCGGGAGAGGGGGGAUUUGGAGCGAGAGAGGGUGAGACAGAUGAGGGAGAGGGAGGCGAUUGAGAUGGCGGGGAGGAUGAGAGAGAGGAGUAGGGAGAGGUUGAGGAAGGAUGGGUGGGAAGAUGUGCUUUUGCAUGGGAGACAUGUUGGUUAA
Molecule: messenger RNA, 570 nt
Organism: Botrytis porri
Lineage: Eukaryota; Fungi; Ascomycota; Leotiomycetes; Helotiales; Sclerotiniaceae
Exons: 1
Coding region: 1-570 (189 amino acids)
Source: RefSeq, a predicted model, not a curated record